AUUCCGCGAAGUACUUUCUUUUAGAAAUGACCAGCAAACAGCGUCGCAGAGUUGAUACAUUUGUGAGGGAAGAAGGGGAUGACAGCAAGCCAAGUUUACACACAUUCUAGAUAAUUUUUAGAAUAGACAUGGGAUGUUUCUUCGAUUAUUUGUGUGUGUAUAUACUAGCGAUAUAAGUUUGAUACGAUCGCCUGGAACUGAUACGAAGCACUAUUGUCAAUCUAGCAGUCACAUUAGAACAGAAACGUGUAGGUGUGAAGCACGUUUUCUUGAGUCAUCUGUAUCGAGAUGCGUAUGAUGAGAAAGUACACUCAUUAGUUUGCGAAUUGUUGUUUUGAAGUAUUUGUGGUACUGUAGGUUACUACUUCGUUACAAGGAUAUUUGCGUAAUUAUGACGGACUUUGAUAUUGCAGCAACGCCAUUGGUGCCGGGCUCGAGGAGUGACUGCUCAGACAAACUAGCCGGCGAGGAGGGAUCUGAAGAAAAUCAAGAGAGUCGGACUCUGUUAAUGGUGGCAAUGAUUCUGCUGGACCUAAAUCAGUGUAUUCCGAGCGCUCUUGGCAGCGGCAUCAGCACCAAAUGUAUGGUGGACAGUGAUGCGGAGAAUCAAGUCGGUGUGAGGGACAACCGUGAGAAAUGUGGGUUUACAGAGCGCUGCAGAAAGGCCACGAGCAGGGUGAAAAGGACACGGAACAGACUGCAUGUGGCAGUGGAGAAAAGACACUGUUGUCCGUAUGCUGGCUGUGGUAAAAUAUAUGGCAAAUCGUCUCAUCUUAAGGCGCACUUCAGAGUACACACCGGUGAGCGACCCUUUCAGUGCACCUGGCCUGGCUGCGCGAAGAAAUUCUCGCGCUCGGACGAACUGACGCGACACUUCCGCACGCACACAGGGGAGAAGCGUUUCAUGUGCCCGCUCUGCGACAAAUGCUUCAUGCGAAGCGAUCAUCUCACCAAGCAUGCCCGUAGACACGUCGGUUUCCACCCCAAUAUGCUCCAGGGUCCCACCGGACGAAGACGACGCUCUUCUGCGUCCAUAUCAUCCUCUGAUCAUGUGUCUGCUGGUGUCUGAGCAACCGCAUGGCCCACUGUAUCCUCAACGGGACGGACAGAAAUCAUCAUUACCUCUUUAGGCUGAAACAAUGUAAUGAACAUUAGUCCAAGAGUAAGCCUACUUCAUCUAAAUAGCUAUAUUUAUAAAUUAUCAUUCACUUACCACAAAGAUAAGGGAUUCAUUUCAACAGAGAGAGGAUUUAUUACUCUCUCACUUAGUCAAAGAAACAUGAAUGUAUUCUAAAGAUAUAGACCUAUUGCGCUUGGUGAAACAGAUACACAUAUUAAAGAUCAUAUUGAAGUUUCAGAUUUUGCAGUACAGGGUGCGAUAGGUUCCAAAAAAUCUUGCUAUGAAUCGUAAAACAUUGUCUGCGCUUUACUGUUGGGUACUUGAAAUAUUAACUUAAUGAGGUUUUACUCACGCAAACAUGCUUUUGCAUACAUUUUAAACCAUUUUUAAGCAAUAGCAUUGGAUUAUUGACAUACUUUAAAGGAGUAGUUCAUACAAAAAUCAAAAUGAUCUCAUUAUUUUCUUAGCCAAAUCCCAUCCCAGAUGUGUAUAACUUUUUAUGUUUCAGCUCUGUAGGUCCUCACAAUGCAAGUGAAUGGGUGCCAAACAUUUGAAGCUCCAAAAAGCACAUAAAGGCAGCGUAAAAGUAACCUAUAAGACUUCAGUGGUUAAAUCUAUAUCUUCUGAGGUGACGUGAUAGGUGUGGAUGGAAAACAGAUCAAUAUUUAAGUUAUUUUUUUUAAAGAAAAUCUACACUUUCACAUUCUUCUUUUGUUUUUGGUGAUAUGCAUUCUCUGUGCAUAUAACCACCUACUGGGCAGGGAGAAGAAUUUAUAGUAAAAAAGGACUUAAAUAUAUAUCUGUUUCUCACCCACACCUAUCAUAUUGCUUCUGAAGAUAUAGAUUUAACAACUGAAGUCUUAUAGAUUACUUUUAUGCUGCUUUUUGGAGCUUUCCAUUUUUGGUACCCAUUUGCUUGCAUUGUGUGGAUCUAUGCAGAGCUGAGAUUUUCUUCUAAUAAUCUUUGUUUUUGUUAAGCAGAAGAAAGAAAUUCAUACACAUCUGGGAUGGAAUAAGGGUGAGUAAUUAAUAAGAGAAUUAAACAUUUUGGGUGAACCUUUAAUUUCAGUUAUGCAAAUGAUUGUAUAUUAUUCUUCAGUGGAUUCAAGCACUGAAGAUACAGUUUAUUCAGAACACUAUUUUUUAAUUCUUUUGAGACUUUUUUCAUUAUUAUUAUUUUUAAAAGAUUUUUUAUUAUUAUUUGUAUUUUUAUCAGCCUUCAUAAAGGGUGAUGCUACUAGAGCUUCACAUAUAGGCUACAGUUAAACACCGCCAUCUAGAGGUUUGUUAUGGGAGGACAUGCAGUGAGAUCUGUGUUGCCUUUGAUUUCCAGACAGAUGCAUGAUUUAAUUUAUUAUUGCACUACUGGAGACAGAACAUUAUAUAUUUCUCCCACUCACCUUUGUUUUAUUAGUGUUCUGAUAGCAUUUACAUUCAAUCAAUGAACUAGGUCAUUAACAUAUAUUGUUAGUUUAUUUCCAGGUAAUAUUGCUUUCAGAAUGCAUUGGGGUUUUCAAUUUCACAUUCUCUUGAAUUCAGCUGUUCAACUGUUUACUUGAAAUAUUACUGUCAUUUGAAUCUAUAUUCAGUUUAAAUCUGCCAUGUUGAUCAGCCAUUGUGCUUAACCAGCCACGAUAAUACACAUGUGAAUUAUACUUAAUGACACAUCCAUCUGCUGGACCUUUAUUCAGUUUAUUUUAUAGACUAUAUAGACUCUUUUUUAUAUAUUAAUUUUAUGUUAUGGGAACUGAUCAACACAGUUUGUUUUUAUUGUAACAAAUUAUCUGUAUUGAUUUCUUCUCAAUUGUUCUCACGGUGAGCUUUUAUUCAGGAAGCAGGUCAUUUCAAAUACACUGUCAUUGUAAAAA
This is a messenger RNA of Xyrauchen texanus (razorback sucker), 2988 nucleotides long. Its product is annotated as Krueppel-like factor 9. Gene Ontology annotation, molecular function: DNA-binding transcription factor activity, RNA polymerase II-specific; RNA polymerase II cis-regulatory region sequence-specific DNA binding. Bases 392 to 1069 code for a protein of 225 amino acids. Gene Ontology annotation, biological process: regulation of transcription by RNA polymerase II. The record is from RefSeq and is a predicted model, not a curated record. Lineage: Eukaryota; Metazoa; Chordata; Actinopteri; Cypriniformes; Catostomidae. The transcript is spliced from 2 exons.